GAUGCCGAAGAGCUACGGGAGAAAGCAAUAUGUCGAACUGAGAGUCAGCUGUUAAAUUUAAAAGUUGUGUGUAAUAUAACUGUUGUUCAUGAUUUUUAUUAGAUACCAGAGCUUUAGAUGAUACACCUAUCAUUCAGUUUGAUAAUGCUGGUUUAUGACUCUCUUCCGCGAACGAAAUAAGAUAUGGGAAAUAAAUGAAGGUAAAGUGUCUUGAUGUCACGCUAGAGACCGGACACCAAGCGAAAAUUACUCAUUUCCGUUUUUCUCCAGUCAUGCUUCGAAACAACGUUUCAGCAAAUCUGUAAAGAAUUAAAUUUUGUACAGUACCUUUUUGAUUUCGAGACGUUAGGAAAUUACUUGUGGAUCAUAAUAAGGUCUGUUUCUAGAAACGAUGUUCCGAACGCGGUCGGUAUGGACCCGAUAGGACCAAAGAAAUUUUAAAGGAGGUUUAUGAUGUUAAAAGGAUCGACUGGGGCUCAAUGGACGAAUAUACAUCUGGUCGGCAUAAUCAAGAUCAUAUUGAAUAUAAAAAAUGAGAUACUUCCAGCUGAGCAAACUGGAUAAGUGGUCUUCCUUUCGUCCCAGAGGUGGCAGCAUGGGUGAUUUCGGAGUGGUCAAAGAUAAGUGGGUGUGCCCGAAUGACAGAGAACUCUCUCUUAGAGCUAAGUUAAAAACUGGCUGGUCUGUGAAAACAAAUUCCAUGAACACAUUUAACAAACCAGCACAGCUGAAUGAUGCUGAACAAGAAGCCAUUAUGAAUGUUAUCAAGAGAGCGGAGAACUUGGAAAAAGUGGAACAAGAACGAGUGGGCCGCUUAGUGGAAAGAUUAGACAACAUGAAGAAGAACGCAAUGGGCAAUGGAUCUACCCAGUGUGUCUUAUGUGCGGAUGAGUUCGGCAUCCUUGCAGCAUCACCUCUGUUAUGCAAUGAUUGCAAAAAGGCAGUCUGUACCAAAUGUGGCGUCGAUACCGUAAGUGCCCAUAAGGAACCUUUGUGGCUUUGCAAAAUAUGUGCUGAAACUAGAGAGACCUGGAAAAAAUCUGGCGCAUGGUUUUACAAGGGUCUGCCAAAAUAUAUCUUGCCUGGAAGGAAAACAGAAACAAGCAAGUAUAGUUCGACGGCACCUCCACCAAAGGCAGCAGAACAAAGUACUGGAUCUCCUGUAAAAUCGUACAACUCCUGGUUGCAAUCCAAAGGCAGAAGUGGAAGUGACAAAGAAUGUACCGACAGUUCAGACGAUGAGAUUAAAUCAAGUAGGUUAGGCAAAAGAGCAACCAUAAGGAAACAGUAUGGAGAUUCUGUGGAAAGUACGGACACUCCCUCUGUUGUCCAGUAUUCGUUGACUCCCCCAGCAGAUGUUUCUCAGGCGCCAUCUCCGACUCACAUGUAUGCUCCAGUUGCUCCUGAUUCGCCUCGAUCACCUCAAUACAGAGACACAACGGAGCCUAAUCGUUCUCCUGGACACGAAGGUUCUCCUUCAUAUGGUAGAGAUAAACGGGCAGACCCAGACAGGAGUCAAACUCCCACCGCAUCUGGCAGUUAUUGGUACAAACCGGGUGCUAGAAGGGAUGCUACAGAAGAAGAAGAAUAUCCCGAGAGAACAUUUAGAGGACACUCAAGAAGGGAAUCUCAGCAUUCACCUAGCAAUCGUCAUCGACAGCACGUUAUUAGUCACAAAAAUGAAGAAUCCUUCGAAGACAAAGCUUCUCCGGAAGAAUCCAGUACAUUGGAAUUUUGUCUUCUUUUUGAUGCUCACAACCAAGUUCUUCAUUGCACAAUGUAUAGAGCAAAGGGACUCAAGCCAACUGACUGUAAUGGACUCGCUGACCCUUAUGUUCGUCUACAUCUUCUUCCAAUCCAGAGCAAGAUUGACAAAUUAAGAACGAGAACUGUUCAUAAAACCCUCAAUCCCGAGUUCAAUGAAACUGUCAGUUUUUAUGGGAUUUCGGAUUAUGACAUCGCCAAAAGAGCUCUGAGGAUGACAGUGAUGGAUGAAGAUACGCAUUGUAAUGAACCAAUGGGUGAAGUUCGUUUAGCUUUGAAGAAACUGAGACCCCACCAGCCCUAUAGUGCGAUCGUUUACCUGGAAAAGCCAGUCAAGUCAGAAGAUGGCGAAGAUGAGACGAAUCGAGGCCAAAUUCUAUUAUCCUUGUUGUACUCAGACGAUCACCAGGCUUUGGUUGUGGGCAUCAUCCGAUGUGUCCGAUUGCCGAGUAGGGAGAAUAAUGGGUUUCCUGAUCCUUUCGUUAAAGUGCAAAUAAAGCCGGAUAGUAUGAGACGGCGUUUUAAAUCAUCAACGAAAAAGAAAACACUUAAUCCAGAAUACAACGAGCAAUUUGCAUUUGAAGUAGACUACCAAGAUAUGACUAAGAAGACUUUGGAGGUAACAGUCUGGGACAAAGAUUGUGCAAAGUCAGAUGUUUAUAUUGGUGGUUUAGCUCUCAACAUGCAAUCAAAGGGCGAUCGUCUUCGUCAUUGGAUGGACGUCCUCAGGAAUCCUAACAUUCGGGUAGAGCGCUGGCAUCCUCUCAGCAAUGUUGUCUUCAUAGACUGAAAACCUUUCUAUUACCAUAUCUCUCUGUCACAUAUUAUUCUGCAUCAGGUACUUCAGAAUGAAAAUGUGCCUGCCUCUAGUAGAAAUUCCUUUGAUGUACGGAAUGCAUUCUUGUAACAGGUUUUCCAGUUGUGCCAGAAAUAUAUAAUCUACGUUAGUCUAUGCAAAGUUAUGUUAUAACAUUGAAAAGAUCAAAAGGGCUAAGAGAAUAAUGCUGUUUGAAUUAGAAGGUGCAUGCUGAUAUCUCAAGUCUUUAGCUACAAACAACAAAACUGUUUGGCAAGCGUUCAUCAUUUAAGGAAUCAAUUUAUUUUAAUUUACCUUUAUGCUGAGAAUCGAACUAAAGUUUUUGUAUAAGUGCAAAAA
Molecule: messenger RNA, 2920 nt
Organism: Stegodyphus dumicola
Lineage: Eukaryota; Metazoa; Arthropoda; Arachnida; Araneae; Eresidae
Gene: Rph
Product: Rabphilin
Biological process (GO): spontaneous neurotransmitter secretion; regulation of calcium ion-dependent exocytosis; intracellular protein transport
Cellular component (GO): membrane; synapse
Molecular function (GO): small GTPase binding
Source: RefSeq, a predicted model, not a curated record